AUGAAGAAAAAUAUAUUAGAAGAAAUUAAAGAUACAGAUAAUAAAAUAAAAAAAGUAUUUGAUGAUAUUAUAGAAUAGAGGAAAAGAACAAGCCAACUUUUAUAAACGAGUUACGAAUAGCUCAAAACAUCAUCUUUUAAUUAAAAUACAAGCAAAUAAUCUUUAAAUAUAUCUCGUGAAGCUACAUUAGAAGGGAUGAAGAAUGAUGAAUCAAGAGAUAUUAAGCUUACAGAUUAUAGCCCAGACAUAAAUAUAAAAAACAAGUAAAUUUUUACCUAAGACAAUGAUGAAUAACUAUUUACUUAGGAAGAUGAUUUAAAUUAGCAUAAUUAAGAUAAGAAGUUUUAAAAUAAGCUUAAUAUUUCUUAAGACACAGAAGAUUUGCUUAAAUCUUAAGAUGAUUUAGACUUAGAAUUUCCUACGUCUUUAAGGCAGCUCAGCUUAAAUUAAAAUUAAUUGGGUUUUCAAAAUAAUAAUAAAAAUAAUACAUAAGGCAUCACAAAGGCUUAUAAUAAUUAAUUUAGCCAAAACAGCUUAAGAACUUCAGUGGAGAGUUUGAAUGAUGACUCUUUGCUCUCUUCUUUGCAUAAUAAUAGCAUAUUUAAUGGAUCUUAAAUAAAUUAAAAUUCAGAUAAUUUUUAAAAUAGAAAUGGAAAUGAAAGUAAGUUAAAUAGUAUUUCGACUUAAAUUCAAAAUUAACAAAAGAAAUAAAAUAUAAGCAAUUAUAUCAAAAUCAGAGAGAAAGAAAUAGAUUUUGGAAAGUAAUUUAUUUUCGAAGAGACUUAAAAGUCAUUAGAAAUACUGAAUAGCUCUGAUAGAGUAAUAAGCAUCAGGCUAUGCUUAGAAUCUCAAAAUUUUGAAAUAGAUAACAACUAUUUGAUUAUCCCUGAGUUUUCAACAGUAAAAGUAGUUAUAAAAUGCUAUAGAGAAGAAGAGUAAAGGAUUUUUGAUACUUUAUUCAUUUAAGAAGCUGAUGACUAAUAAAACUAAAUCAUUACUGCUAAUAAUUAAAUUGCCCUAAUUUUAAAAGCAUAAAUACUAAAACCCUAAUUAAUCCUUAAAAGUGAUUAAAAUAUGCAAAUUCAAGGUUAGUUUACUGCAAUUGAAGCCAAAAUAAACGAAUUAGGAGAGCUGAACAUAUAAUUAACAAAUCCUUUAACUGAAUUAGCUUAAGAUAUAGAAGUUGAUGUAGUUUAAAAAUAAAAUGACUCAACGAAAAUAACAUUUUUCCCAUAAAAUUUUAUAUUAAAAUAAUAAGAAACUAAAAAGAUAUCAUUUACUAUCUCUCAAAAAAAUAACUAGAUGCAGUCUGAGCAAGUAUUUUGUGUAUUUUUCAAAAUUAACUCCUCUCCAAUAAUUUUUGCCACUAAAAUAAUUUACUCAUGA
Molecule: messenger RNA, 1386 nt
Organism: Tetrahymena thermophila SB210
Lineage: Eukaryota; Ciliophora; Oligohymenophorea; Hymenostomatida; Tetrahymenidae
Exons: 1
Source: RefSeq, a predicted model, not a curated record